This is a messenger RNA of Solea senegalensis (Senegalese sole), 2519 nucleotides long. RefSeq names its product growth factor receptor-bound protein 10a (gene grb10a). The transcript has 13 exons. Gene Ontology annotation, biological process: negative regulation of Wnt signaling pathway; insulin receptor signaling pathway; negative regulation of insulin receptor signaling pathway. Lineage: Eukaryota; Metazoa; Chordata; Actinopteri; Pleuronectiformes; Soleidae. The record is from RefSeq and is a predicted model, not a curated record. Gene Ontology annotation, molecular function: insulin receptor binding. Bases 874 to 2166 code for a protein of 430 amino acids.
UUGUUUCUGGUUGCAUUCAGACUCGCUGCGUUGCCAUUGCUGCUGCUCCUGGUGUUUCGUGUCACGUCUAGGCCACUGUUGUUGUUGCUUUUUCUGGGUUUUGUGUGUUUCCACUUCCCGAUAUGAUUUUUUCCAUGCCCACUCUUCCCCGGGCAUCGCCCCGGCACCAGCUUUGUGUCUUGUAUUAUUUUUCAGCAGUUUUUCCCCCUGAGGAUUUGUGUAAAGAGCCAGGCAGCAGCAUCCCUGCUGUGGACAGAAGAUGUUAAGUACAUGGCUGUGUGAGAAUACACAUGCAAACAAACACGCGCACACAGUUUCUUCCUAUAUACGGGAUGGAAUCGGAGUCGUCUUUGUGGUCAGUGGAGACUUUGUGCGGUUGUUUUUUGUGUAUUUAUAAGUGUGUUUUUGUGUCACGCCGUGUGUGAAAGUGAGGUCACCAUGGUGUUUGUGAAUCAGCUCAUGCAGCGGUGUGAAGCAGCUACUCCAUGGUUAUCUCUGCUGCAAAUUUAUGCCCGUUUUAAAUGUGGCUCAGGCGAAAAAACAGUGCAAGUUUUCCUGGCUUUGAAGUGCACCCGCGUUCGGUUUAGGGACAAAACGCGACAUGUGUGAAUCCACCAUGUUAUUUCACAGUGUGAAUAUGUGGUUUUCUACUUUUGUCGCAUGUGUGGACAGACUUACAUGUGACAGAAAACGUGUCAUUGUGGGUCGUGCGCAGUUAGGUUUACAUGCACAUCCGUGGAUGUGCUUGUGAGUGAGUUUGGUUGAGCUGUGGACAAAAGGGAAGAGCUGAGAGUGCAGCAGGCCAGCCAACCUUUUCCUGGACGACAUUUUUAAGGCCUUGUACUUUCGGAUUGACAGAAUAUCACAAAAAAUAUGGAGAUAGUGAAGGUGUGGAGCGAGGAUGGGGCUGGCAAAGUGGUGGAGAUCCCAGCAGAUAUGACGGCCCGAGACGUGUGUCAGCUCCUGGUCUACAAGAGCCACUGUGUGGACGACAACGCCUGGACGCUGGUGGAGCACCACCCCAUUCUCGGCCUAGAAAGGUAUCUGGAGGACCACGAGCUGGUGGUUCAGGUUCAAGCCUCCAUGAGCAGCGACAGUAAAUUCCUCUUCAGGAAGAACUAUGCCAAAUAUGAAUUCUUCAGGAACCCCCUGAAUUUUUUCCCAGAGCAGAUGGUGGCUUGGUGUCAGGAGUCCGAUGGCUCAAUCCCACAGUCGCAGCUCUUACAGAACUUUCUGAACUCCAGCAGCUGCCCAGAGAUCCAGGGUUAUCUAUACAUGAAAGAGCCUGGACGCAAGUCGUGGAAGAAACUCUACAUGUUCCUGCGACGCUCUGGGCUUUACUAUUCUACAAAAGGAACAUCCAAGGAGCCACGACACCUGCAGCUGCUCUCAGAUCUGGAAGACAGCAAUAUCUUCACCAUCAUCACAGGCAGAAAACUUCACAAUGCCCCCACAGACUACCAGUUCUGCAUCAAGCCCAGCAAAGGGAGGUGCGACUGCAAGGAGCUGAAGAUGCUGUGUGCCGAGGACGAACAGAGCAGGACCUGCUGGAUGACGGCCUUCAGACUGCUCAAAUAUGGGAUAGUACUGUAUCAGAGCUACAGCAUCCCCCAGCAGAGGAAGUCUAAACUCCUGCCUUUCUCUGCGCCUGUGCGAAGUGUAUCUGAGAACUCCUUAGUUGCCAUGGACUUCUCUGGACGGACCGGCCGUGUCAUCGACAACCCCGUGGAGGCCCAGAGCGCCGCACUGGAGGAGGGACAGACCUGGAGGAAACGGAGUCAGCGUAUGAAUGUCCUGGGCAGCCCCAGCCCCCUGCAUCCUUCCUCCCUGAGCACAGUGAUCCACAGGACACAGGUAUGGUUUCAUGGUCGCAUCAUGAGAGACGAAGCCCACAAAAUGAUCAUACAACAAGGCCAAGUGGACGGGUUGUUCCUGUUGCGGGACAGUCAGAGUAAUCCCAAAGCAUUCGUGCUCACCUUGUGCCACCACCAGAAGAUCAAGCACUUCCAGAUCCUACCGUACGAGGAGGACGGUCAGGUGUUCUUCAGCCUUGACGACGGCACCACCAAGUUCACCGAUCUGAUCCACCUGGUGGAGUUCUACCAGCUCAACAGAGGAGUGCUGCCCUGCAAGCUCAAACAUCCCUGCACCAACGUGGCCUUGUGACACUCCAGCCCCACCCCCCACCGCCCUACACACACCUCCACCUUUUUUGCACACCUUCCUCCCUGAGACACUGUCAGCCCCCUCCCCUCCCAACCUUCCCUCACCAACACAAAUGAGGUCGAGGAGAAAGAGAAAAAGUUGAGUCAAGUUUUUUGGGAACAUCUCAACAGGAGCCGCCAGUUCAGGUCUGAUGCCCCAGUGUGCUUAGCUUUUCUCCACCUUGUGGCUGUUUGGAUGUUUGAUUGGGAACAGCUUGGACCAGAGACUCGAACUUUAACCUUUGAACGAGACCAUUCAGUGUGAAAACUCAAGACCUCUCAGAUGGAUCCUUCCUUUGAACCUUCCACCCUCAA